Erythranthe guttata (spotted monkey flower) is the source of this 2141-nucleotide messenger RNA. It is a transcript of the gene ROPGEF12, whose product is annotated as RHO guanyl-nucleotide exchange factor 12. Gene Ontology annotation, molecular function: guanyl-nucleotide exchange factor activity. The record is from RefSeq and is a predicted model, not a curated record. Lineage: Eukaryota; Viridiplantae; Streptophyta; Magnoliopsida; Lamiales; Phrymaceae.
AAAAAAAAAAAAAAAAAAAAACUCAUCCUCUGACUUUUUUUUUCUAUUACAUGCACCCCACCUUCUUCCCACAUUUUAAACAUAACUAAUCAACAAAAAGAAAAACAAUAUAUUAAAAUAAAUAAAUAUAGAUCACCUUUGCCUCUACUUUUCUUUUCCCAAUCACAAUUCUUGAAAGGGAAGAAAAAAAUUUAAUCUUUGUCAUUUUUUGUUUUUUUUCUGAAUGAUUGGAUAGUAACAAGGUUAGAUAAAUGGUGGUUUAGCCCUGGUGGUGGAGGAAGAGGUAAUUAAUCUGGUGCUUUAAUUUGGGCUGGGGCGUUUCGAAACGAAAACAGAAUAUAAUAGUGCGCGAAAAAUGAUUGAAUGACAUCAAGAAAUUGAACCAGGCUCAGCUAAAGAAUGGAUUCUGCAAAUAAUAAUUCAACUACUCCCAGCCCUCUUGCAAAAGAUAGGCAUUCGGAUAUGGAAUUGAUGAAGGAGAAGUUUGCAAAGUUGCUUUUGGGAGAGGAUAUGUCGGGUGGGGGGAAAGGUGUUUCGUCGGCUUUGGCGUUGUCGAAUGCAAUCACGAAUUUAGCAGCUUCUGCAUUUGGAGAACAAAAGAGAUUAGAGCCCAUGUCGGCAGAUACGAAAGCGAAAUGGAGAAAGGAAAUAGAUUGGCUCUUAUCCGUCACCGAUUACAUUGUCGAGUUCGUUGCUUCAAAACAAAAGGCGAAAGACGGAAGCACUAUGGAGGUUAUGGCGACGAGGCAGAGAAACGAUCUCCACAUGAACAUCCCUGCAUUAAGGAAGCUUGAUGCUAUGCUACUUGAUUGUCUCGAUAACUUCAAAGACCAAAACGAAUUCUACUACACGUCAAGCAAAGACGAGGACUCAGGAAAAACGACAAGGCAAGAGGAAAAAUGGUGGAUCCCUACGCCAAAGGUACCCCCAAACGGCUUAUCCGAGGUCACAAGAAAAUGGCUGCAAUAUCAAAAAGACUCCGUAAAUCAAGUCCUAAAAGCAGCUAUGGCUAUCAAUGCUCAAGUCCUCUCCGAAAUGGGAAUUCCCGAUAACUACAUCGAAGCUCUCCCUAAGAAUGGGAGAGCAAGUCUAGGAGAUGCGAUAUACAAGAUUAUUACAGAAGACUUUUUCGAUCCGGAUUGUUUGCUUUCUUCGCUAGACUUAUCAACGGAGCACAAAAUACUCGAUCUCAAAAACAAAAUCGAAGCAUCGGUUGUGAUAUGGAAAAGAAAAAUGAAUGCUAAAGACACCAAAUCCUCUUGGGGUUCGGGCGUGAGUAUGGAGAAGAGGGAGCUUCUAGAAGAUAGAGCCGAAACAAUCCUGCUAAUUCUCAAGCACCGUUUCCCCGGUAUCCCACAAUCCGACCUAGACAUCAGCAAAAUCCAAUUCAACCAAGAUGUGGGCCACGCGAUUCUCGAGAGCUACUCGAGAAUUAUAGAAAGUUUGGCGUUUACAGUCUUGUCGAGAAUAGAAGAUGUCAUGCAUGCGGAUUCUCUUGCAAGAAAUCCACCGAACGCAGAACAGAAGAAGAACUCUGUUAAAGAACAGCCUAAGGAAGAGCAACCGGAAGUUUUGAAGUCCAACGAGGGCACACCUACUUCAAAAACAUUGCUCGAUUUCAUGGGGUGGAAUCUAGACCAGGGAGAUACUAAUAACAACAGUAUGAAGAAAGAUUCGAUCGAUGAUGUUGGUAAUAAGCCACUCAACAAACCGGCAAACGUUGUCACGAACAAGAAAAUAUCAUACAUAGAGAGGCUAGAGAAUUUAGGUGGUCUAAGAAGUCCCACAGCACGCCACUAAGCCGUUUGAUUCGUAUGAAAUGCGGGUUUUUUUUUAUUAUUUUUUAAUAUUUUUUUUAUAAGUUGUAGUUCACUUUUUUGUAAGUAGGAAGAGCAUUGGUAAACUGACUGGAAUCCAAUGUACUUUUUAGAUGUCCGAAAAGUCCUACUAAGGGGAGGCACGCAGUUUGAAAGAAGGAAAAAAAUCGAGUCUUGUGAUGAAUCAUCGUACUUAAAUAUGUUUCAACGAAGAGUCGAUCGAAAAUAAACAUCUAACUGAAAGAUAUCAUAAAUGAUUUAACAGUAGUGUCACAAAGUAGUAGGCUUUGAAUUUUACUUACAAAAGGUGUCGAAAUAUCAAAA